Paramuricea clavata is the source of this 456-nucleotide messenger RNA. The record is from the annotation of a GenBank genome assembly. NCBI's taxonomy places the organism in Eukaryota, Metazoa, Cnidaria, Anthozoa, Malacalcyonacea, Plexauridae.
AUGGAAAGGGUAAGCACCAUCCUUGAUGAAUACAGUAGUGAAUAUUCUGAGAUCUGGGGAGGAGACUUCAGAGCUGAGGAACUAGAUGAGCUAGAUAGAUUAUACCCGAACUACAAGGAAAUGGAACCUGAAGAUAUGGACUCUGAAAUAGAAAUUCUACGGAGGCAAAUGGGAACAGAAGAAUCAGAUGAGAGAGAAGAUAUUCAAAGAGAAAUUGAAUAUGUCAGCCAACUUAGAAGAAUGAAGGUCUGGAAGAAUUCAGAAACUGAGGCCUACCUAGACGCAACCCACAACACUCUCAAGGAAGAGGUAAAAACCCUAGUUGUACUUAAGAGAAUAGCUAAGGCUGAAGUUAGAAGGAACAACCACGCCGGGCACAAAGGGCGCGAAAAACGCCACAUCUUGCGUAACACUUUUUCCAUCUUGGCGCGCCUCGAAACGGGGAACUGGGAUUGA